UAUUAGGCAUUGCGUAUGAAAGGAGAAAGAGACGAAGAGAGAGAAGUUGAAAGAGAGGUAGAGAGAGGCAGAGAGGGGGAGAGAGAGAGAGAGAGAGAGAGAGAGAGAGAGAGAGAGAGAGAGAGAGAGAGAGAGAGAGAGAGAGAGAGAGAGAGAGAGAGAGAGAGAGAGAGAGGUAAAACGACAUAGAGAGAAGUUGAAAGAGAGGUAGAGAGAGGCAGAGAGGGGGAGAGAGAGAGAGAGAGAGAGAGAGAGAGAGAGAGAGAGAGAGAGAGAGAGAGAGAGAGAGAGAGAGAGAGAGAGAGAGAGAGAGAGAGAGAGAGAGAGGUAAAACGACAUUCGUGACAUGUUCAUAAUUUGAAUAAUA
Molecule: messenger RNA, 367 nt
Organism: Closterium sp. NIES-67
Lineage: Eukaryota; Viridiplantae; Streptophyta; Zygnematophyceae; Desmidiales; Closteriaceae
Source: the annotation of a GenBank genome assembly